Purpureocillium lilacinum is the source of this 1287-nucleotide messenger RNA. RefSeq lists its product as uncharacterized. Gene Ontology annotation, molecular function: monooxygenase activity; FAD binding. The record is from RefSeq and is a predicted model, not a curated record. NCBI's taxonomy places the organism in Eukaryota, Fungi, Ascomycota, Sordariomycetes, Hypocreales, Ophiocordycipitaceae.
AUGGAGAAAGUACGAAAGGCCAUCGUCAUCGGAGGCGGCCCUGCCGGCCUCUCGACCGCACUCCGACUCCACCAAACGACGGACAUAUCCUGCACCGUCUACGAGCUUCGGCCGGAGCCGACAACUCUCGGAGGAGCCAUAGGCAUCUUCUCCAACGGGAUGCGUCUCUUCCACCGGUUGGGACUACACGACGAGUUGCUCUCCCGCGGGAGCAGCCACUCGCGAUUCGUCCUGCACUCGCUGCAGGGGAGCAUCCUCGGCGAGCAGGACAUGGUGGGCGCCGCGCGCGAGACCAUGGGCUUUGGGUACCUGCGCAUCAAGCGGACAGAUCUGCUCGACGUCUUGCUCCGAGCUACGACCAAGGCGCGCAUACCAAUCCACUAUGGCAAGCGCAUCACGGCCAUUCAAGACUCGAGCAGCGGCGUCACAGUCACCUUCUCGGACGGCACGACCGACUCGGCCGACAUCCUGCUCGGCUGCGACGGCAUCCACUCCUCCGUCCGCAAGCUGUACGUCGACCCCGCGCAGGAACCCGUAUACUCUGGCUUUGCCGGCUACGGCUCCAUCAUCCCCAUCACCGCACUGGGCAGCAACGCCACCGCAACAGCCUCGCAAGUGCGCGGCAUCGACGCGACGCUCACCCAAGAAGGCGCCUUUGCGGCCAUGAGCUGCUCCGCCGCAGACGACGAGCUCUACUGGGCCUUUUCCGGCCAGGUGCCCGUGCCGGAGGCGGGCGACACGCGCGACGGGUGGGAGGUGCGCCGCAAGGAGGAGGUGGACGGCUUCAAGGCCUCGAUGCUGCAGGUGCUGGGCGGCGCGAGCGGCGACUGGGCCACUUUGAUGCGCCGCGUCGUCGAGGCGACCGAUGUGGUCAAGUUCUACCCCGUAUUUAAACUGCCGCUCGGAGGCGCCUGGUCGAGGGGCCGCUGCCUGCUGCUUGGGGAUGCCGCGCACGCGAUGCCGCCGCAUGCCGGGCAGGGCGUGAGCAUGGCGCUGGAGGAUGCGUUUCUGGCGGCGCGGCUGCUCAAGGAUCUUCCCUUGGCGCAACAGCAGCAGCUGGACGACGCGUUUGCGACGUAUGACCGUGUCAGGAGGCCGCGUGUGGACGAGAUUGCCAAGAAGGCGGCGAGUAAUGCCGACGUGAGGAAGAAGACGGGCCCGGUUGGGCUAAGGAUCAAGGAGUGGGUGAUUUGGGCGUUUCUGUGGGUGGCGUGGGCGACGGGGCGGCAGAGCGUGGGUGUUGAGCAGCGGCACUUGGUGUAUGACAUUGACGCGGCGAAGCUCUAG